AUGUCGACGAGCCAGCCCACCACACACAAUGCACACGAUGCACACGAUGUACACGAUCGAGGCACGCGCGCCGACGUAAGAGCAUCGAGGCUGGCAGGUAAGGUGGCGAUCGUAACCGGCGGGACGCGCGGAUUUGGCGCGGCGAUCGUAUCGCUGUUUGUGCACCAAGGCGCGCGAUGUGUGGUGAUGGACGUGCUUGCUUCAGACGGCUGGUAUGAUGCCUACACGAUUGCGGCCCCGACGUCAGCGUCGGUCAGUGCUCCGCCCGAGUCAGCGUACGCGCUCAAGGCCGACAUCACCUCGCGCGCAUCGUGGUGCACAGCGCUCGAGACGUGCAUCCACACAUUCGGCUCGCCACCAACCAUCAUUGUCAACAACGCUGGUUGGACGUACAGCAACAAACCCACACUCGACGUCACAGACGACGAGUUCGACAGGGUCUUCCAAGUGAAUGUGAAAAGCGUGUAUCUCAGCGUCGACGUCUUGCUGCCGAGCUUGUUGCUGUGGAACAAAGACGACCAGCACGAUGUGUGCUGGAUCAACAUCGCCUCCACGGCAGCAUUGAGGCCACGUCCCGGUCUGGUUUGGUAUAAUGCUUCGAAAGGCGCCGUCUGUACAGCGACCAAGGCGUUAGCGGUCGAAUAUGCGCCACGCAAGGUCCGCUUCAACACGGUCUGUCCCGUCGCUGGCAACACGCCUCUACUCUCCAAGUUCGCCGGAAGCCGCCAAGCGGGCGACAGCAUGUCGGCCGCCCAGCUCGCUCAGUUCAACGCCUCGAUCCCCAUGGGCCGCUUGAGUGAGGGAUCCGACAUCGCUAACGCGUGCCUCUUCCUCGCCGAUCCAGCCAGCAACUUUAUUACCGGGAUCGACCUUCCCGUCGACGGCGCCAGAUGCGUCUAG
This is a messenger RNA of Mycosarcoma maydis (corn smut), 900 nucleotides long. RefSeq lists its product as uncharacterized. The record is from RefSeq and is a predicted model, not a curated record. The coding region runs from base 1 to 900 and encodes 299 amino acids. Lineage: Eukaryota; Fungi; Basidiomycota; Ustilaginomycetes; Ustilaginales. The transcript is spliced from 3 exons.